Molecule: messenger RNA, 7537 nt
Organism: Cydia pomonella (codling moth)
Lineage: Eukaryota; Metazoa; Arthropoda; Insecta; Lepidoptera; Tortricidae
Exons: 3
Coding region: 571-4068 (1165 amino acids)
Biological process (GO): regulation of transcription by RNA polymerase II
Molecular function (GO): RNA polymerase II cis-regulatory region sequence-specific DNA binding; DNA-binding transcription factor activity
Source: RefSeq, a predicted model, not a curated record
AUCUGCGUCGUUCGACCAUUCGGUUCAAGCUGUGUGUCGUCCGGUCCGAACGAAUUGAAUCGACCUUAGUUCCGAGUACAUUUCAUAUUCAGAGUUUGAAUUCAUACCUCUGAUUACUGUUGUUAUUUGCAUAAAUUAAUAAUACAUUCAAAAAAAUUUCCGAUUGGAUUACAUUGAACACUGUUCAAGUUCAUUUGGUUGUUCAUGUCUCGGGUUAUUUGAUCGUGUCUCCGCGCUCGGCGUUUUGACAAGUGCUCGUUUAUUUGGCCAGCCAUUUUGUAUUCACGAAGAACUGUGACAGACAGAAAGUACGCGGAAAAAUCAUUUUCUUGUUUAUUAUUCAUUGUUAUGGUGGAAUAGUGAAUAAGAACUUGUGUAAGAUACUGUUUUUACCGUUGAGAAUUGGACUGAUAUUAGUUUUAUGCCAGAUUAUCGGACCUGACGCCAACUUAAGUGUUUCAAGUGUGGGAUGCAAUCUAACGCGUCUUUAUGGAGAAAUUUUAGAGAAUUCACCUUUUAUUGGAAGAAUCUAUUCUUAAAUUGUGUUUGAGUGGACAAUGCACGUAAAUCAUGGCUACAAAGUUAGAACCUGAUUACCCGUUAUCUUCCACAAACAAUGAUUCAGAUGGGGAAGAACAUCAAGAUUCAAUAGAAGAUCCCGAUCCUGAUCCAGAAGAGGACGAGGAACCGCCUCCUCAGCCCUCAAAUGUCCAGAGUCUUCUGGCAAGGCUUCAGUCCUCUGGAGCUCUUAUAAAGAAACCUGUUAAACAGCAAUAUCGGUGUUUCACUUGCGAAGAGAACUACCCUGACUGGGAAACGCUAGAGAAUCAUCUGAUUCAGCACGUUUCCCUACCGUCUAUCGUACUCGACAAGCUGCCGUCAGAGGACGAGUAUGCCCCCUCCGGCGACGAGUGGUCCGACGAGGACCAGCCCUCCCCACCACCAAAACAAGAACCCCAGAAAACGCCACAAAAAAUAGAAAUAUCACAACUCCUCAAAAAGACCGGCAUCUCCAUCAAAAAGCCCGGAGAAAACACUUCCAACACCAAUUCUGAAUCCGCAUUAAGCAAACUGAGCGGCCUCGGCUUCACUAUCAAAAAGAACACGACGCCGAUAAAAGAGGAAAAACCAGAUCCUCCAUCUACUAAUGACGUUGUGCAAAAGCUGGGCAGUCUAGGAGGAAUUAAGCUUAAAUUAAAAUCUGAUGGCAACACAAACUCCUUUAAAGUUGUAAACGGCCUUAAAGACUUUAAAACUUCUGAUGACGAAGACCAAGAAAGCGGAAAUGAGGAGGACAACAAAGAUGACGCUAAAGAAUCUGAGGAAGAGCCUGAUGAUCAGGAACAGGAGCCAUCAGGGGAAGAACAAGAGGACGAUAAAAGUCCCCCCGUUAACAACAACGCAGGCAAGCAAAUGACAAUCAACAGUCAGGCUAAUCUUAGAAACAAAAAAGUUAUCAACGUAACCAAAAUAAUUCCGCCUAAAACUGAGGCCGUUACGACUCCAUCUCCUGUCAAAGUUCAGCUCGCCAAACCAGUUAGACCAGCUGUUAAACAGACACCUAAAAGGGGCGCGAAUUUACCCCUCGCGGUAACUUCUGCACCUACCCUAGGGAAAGAUAUAUCUACAACUUCAACCCCUGAGCGGCGGGCCUCGACUGCGAGUCAAUCGAGCGCGGAAAAUGUUACCGUUAAGCAGGAAGUGGAGGAUACGUCAACGGAACAAUCUACGGCUGGAACACCGUUGUUCUCAGGUCAAAUUAAGUCUGAAAGAGCCUCUCCGCCUCCUCCGGGAGGAAAUGCAGCUCCACCGUUUGAAAGCUCUCCUGUUAUCGCUAGAAUCAAAUCCGAACCCGACGCAGGCCCCGCUGCUGUUCACUCCCCAUCCUCGGCGGCGUUCAGUCGAGCAGAAACUCCGCUCCUCCCCGUAACAAAGAAGGAGGAUACCGGCGUAACUGUAAUAGAAAUCAAUGGCGAUUCUGGCGAUGAUGAUGACGACUGUUGUGUAGUGUCAGCCUCGCCGGCUCCUGAUGUUAAACCGCCUUUGAUUCCGAAAACUGAACCGGCGUUACCGCCUUCUUAUCCUCCGCCAGCAUACCAUACUCCACAGUCUAGUUACAGCUCCACACCAGUCCUAGCAUCAACCUUGUCUUCUAUGGCAGGUGGUGCAUCCACUGAAAAACAGCAUUCUUUCAACUGGAACGCACCCGACUCGAAACCGGCAAUCGAUAUGCUUGAAAAAAGUGCAGACGAAAUAUUCGAGAGCCUUCUGUCCAGCGCCACUAAAAAGGAACAUUCUCUGUCGGAUGCUAGCGAAUACAUAUCUUUAGACACCCUAGGUCCCCAGCACUCUUGUGACAUAUGCAAUACUAGAUUUACAAAUAUAUCGCUGCUCGAUGAUCAUAUAAGAAUGACGGGUCAUACGAAAAGUCUCGUCGCACCGACUUCUUCGUUAAUGCCUUAUAAUCCAUCGGGACCGAAUAGUAUUUUAUCACAGUUGCUGCCAGUUAAAUGCUUGGCAGAUCAAGUCGGGAAGCUAUCCGGAAUGAACAGCGGCUCCGGGUUUACGCAUCAGCAGAAUGUCAUGAUCAAUAUUCAGGCUUAUCCCGGAGGAGGGAUGGUGCCACAGGCAGGUUUCAACGCGUAUCCCCCCGGGCAGAACGCUUACCCGCCCGGUUACCAGCAAAUGCCAGGGAACAGCAUGUUCGGGAACGCCUCCGGACCGAUGCCGGGCCAGUAUCCAGGCCAACAUUACACAGGCGGAUACGGUCAGCAGUCAUCAAUGGGCUACCAAUCGCCAAUGUCGAAGGCCGGCUUUUCUCCGGGAAUGCAGCAGAACUCCUACACGACGCCCUCGUCGCCGUACUCUACCGCCUCGCCGCUCCAAAACAUGCAACAGGCGUACGGGCAGCCCGCGCCCGGCAUGAUGAACCCGCCCAUGGGGCAGAUGGGCCCGCCCGGCUCCUCGCCCAGCCACCCCUACCCCGCCUCCAGCCCCGGCGGCAUGAAGCCCCCGACGAGCGCCUCCAGCGGCAUCAGGAUACAGAACGUGCAGACCUUCCCUCCCGGCCAGCUCGCUCCGGGCGCCAGUCCGAACACGCAGAUGCCCGCGCCCGGUCAGAUCAGGAUGGCGGCCGGCGCCAACGUGAGCGGCGCGCGGCCGCGCAUGGCCGUCCGAGGCGCGCGGCCCUCCGUGCGGCCCGGCGUGCAGGUGCACGCGCAGGUGCGCGGCGGCAAGGCCCAAGGCCCGCGCAUGCCCAUGAAGAGGCCCGCCAACAUGGCCGGCGGCCCCGGCCAGAAGCGCCGCCCCGACAUGCUGCUGCCGGGCAAGCACGACAACGAGGACUGCCAGGUCAUGGCGAUGCAGAAGCAGCGCGAGGGCCUCCCGAUGAUCUCGAGCGUGCAGGGAGCCAAAGACAAAUUGAAUCUCGGCAGCCAGAUCUCUAUCACCAAGAAAACUGUCAACAAGGAGGCGAACGCCAUGGCGAACGUGCUGGCGUCGCGAGGCAUCAGUAUCAAACAGAAGCAGAAGAGUCGGUCGCCGACGCCGGAGCGGCCGAUCCCGCACAUCCCGAACUUGGGCGCCGGCGUUAGUAUUAAACACACCUCUAAAUCUAGUAAUUUCUCCAUCCCCGAAGCUACGGUCGGCUCCAACAUGCACACGUGUAAGAUCUGUAGGAAAAUGUUUUCAAAUUCGACCGCCCUGUCGACGCAUAUGGCGGCGGCCCAUCCACAGCGAGGGUUCAAAUGCGACGAGUGCCCCGCCUCUUAUCCUAAGUCAUUACAACUGCAGCACCAUAAGCGAGUGUUCCACAAUGUUACUGGGCCUAAUCGAGAGCUAGGUUUGCCCGUGGUAGACCUGUCUCAAGAGGAGAACUUGCAGCGAUUAAGUAGUUUAGGUAUAUACAGUUUUAUUCCACUAGCGAACCGCGAGCAGGCGAGCGGCUGCUUUGGUAUUCCAGUAAUAGCGGUACACAACGUCAACAAUGGUAUGACGUCGAGCCUGCAGGCGCUCGGGGCCGACGGCCUCCUUAGUUUAGGACCUUUAAAACCCUUACCAAACACGUAAGUUAAGUAGAUAUCUCUUUUAAUUUGUUGGACUUCGUGAAAAUAUGAGUUAUAAUUUUACAAGGCAACUUUUUUUAUUACAUUUAUUAUUGAUCGAAUGAUUUUUAUAUCGUAAAUAGUUGUUGUUUUAUGAAUUACGUAACGUGUUGUAAUUAUAGCUAUAUUGAAAUUACAAUAAAUUAUGAUUUGUUACAUAUGAAGACAAAACAUUUACGAUUUAUUAAUCCUUUGUAUAGUGCAUUUUUUCUUGCAAACAUUGAUGAUUAUUCAUUGAUAUACAACAUACAAAUGUUAUACCAACUAAAAAAAACAGUUAAAAAAUAUUGAUUAUAGCACGAUCGCGUUUGAAUCCGACAUAAUGCAUUCGUCCGUUUCUAGAUGGUAGGUGCGAAAGAGACAGAGGGUUUAUGUCUCCAUAGCAUAGCGUAGUCAUCUUUCUAUCAUUCUUCCAUAUUAGUGCUACAGUGACAGUUGCGUUUCGUUCCCUACGGAACGUUAACGAUUGCCAUGUUGGCUCCGCACCCAGAUUUACGCAAUCGUGUUAUCAGUACGGGGUUAAAGUGGACUCGUAGAAUUGUUACUCGUAUUUUGUUGCAAUCAAAGAUUCAUUGUUUUUUAUUAGAUCUGUAAAGUCUACAUAGAAGAUACUUUCGUACUUCUGAUUGUGUAGAUGGCGCCGGUACAUAUGUUAUAACUCCGGUUGGCAUAAGUUUGAUGUUUGACAAUUCAGUGACCACAACAUGGCGCUGUCCGCGCAUUUUAGACCUGUUAUACUCUGGGAUACGUUUUUCUUAAGCGAUGUUUAGACUUGCAAGAACUUGGAUGCAAUUUUCAUUACGUUGCGUUAUCUAUUUAAACUUUUGAAUACAGUUUACCUUAGUAGUCAGCAAUGUAACUUAAAUUGCAUGCAAGUUCUUGCUAGUCUACGCCUAGCUUUAGACUUUACAUAUCUUAUACAAUUAAUGAAUGUUGUAAUGAAGUCAUUGUGUAAAUGUGACUUAAGUCGGAAUCUUUCACUAGACUUUGUUAUUGUAAGUUUAGACUUGUUAAAAUUGUCAGUAUUCGACCUUUCAGUUGGCUCAAAGCAUUAAAAUUUAGGUAUCACUAAUUUUUAUACGUAGACAUGUAUUAUGUAUACUUACUCAUUUGUAUAAAAAAAACAUACACAAAUGGAAGUUUAUAGGUUCGAUUGUAAUAGCAGUUUAAAUAUCAGUUUUAAACGUGUAUAUACUUUUUUAAAAGUGUAAUAAUACUCUAUACAUCUCCCAAAUUAUGAAAGGAAAUUAAUACAUUGGAAUGUAUACGAAAGGUACGCGUUAGUUUUAUGUAAGAUGAUGAUUUCUACUAAACAUACCAUCCUUCAAACUGGCUGUCUUUAUAAUGUGUUAGCUAAAAAUAUUGAAGACCUGAUUUCACAGAUCUUGAUGUUUUUGGGCUCUUUCAACUCAGAAUCACUAGUAUAUUCAAUCAGGAUUCUGAAUUAAUUUAUAUAUAUCAUGGCAUUAGUAGUUUAAUGUCUAACUCGAAAUAAAAUUGGCUUGCUAGUCAAUCUGCAUAUUUGUACGCAACUAUAGGCUUAGCACGAGGACGCCGCGCAAUAUCUGGCGUGCGAGCUAUACUAGAGAAGGACCCUGCUAUCUCUGCAUAGCGUUUAAGUGUGGCAUGCCAUCAUUAAUGUCAAUUUUUUAUGAAAAUAUGACGUUUAUAAUGACACUCCUUCACUUGGUUCCGUUAAAGUCGGUCGGUGCAAAGUUAGCUUGGACGGACGGACUACCCUUCUUUUUCCCAUUGUCUUAAUUCGAAAGGGCCAAGUAGAUAGUCUAUCGCGCGGGCUUGAAACUCGCGGCGCACUCGGUCUAAGCUUACUGAACUGUUUUCAUAGUUUAUAUACGUAUUAAAAUAAGAACAGAGUUACAUAUUAGGCACCUAGUGUCCGUACCCAGUGGCGGCGUUAGACUAAAAUUGAAUGUAGCCAAGGUACAUUUUGCGAGGCCCUCUGGUGGCCAAAUUGUGCAUAAACCAUGUGGCCUACGUCGCCUAUACGCCUAACACCGCCCCUGUCCGUAUUACCUAACAAUUAUAAUUGUUUUUUCUACAACAAUUCGCGUCAGUAUCUUUUUCUCACUACUAAUUAGAGAGGGACGGGUAGUCUUUUUCGCGCUGCUUAUGUUACUCAUAGGCAUCUGCUACGAUACUUAAGCAUCUGAAGAAAAGUAUAAAGGAAAUUUAAAAGAGUAACCGAAAAUACGCAUCCGAUUUUUUUUCGAUUGCGACACUAAUUGUGCAUUGUCUCCUAUUUUAACUUCCAGUGAGCUCGCUAGAUGGCGUUGGACUAUAAAUCUAAGCCUAGACAAAGUCGCGUCAUUUGAAGAGGCAUUCCACAAUCUCUCUCAGAUGUCCUUAGAUUUUUUAUUAAUUUACUGCUCUCUGGUAUGAGUAACGGCAGCCGGGGCGAUUGCAACCAUGGAACAUACGCAUAUGUGACGUUUUUAACCAAAAGGGUACUUAUCUUCGGUUGUCAAUAAGGCGCCUUCUCCAUGUAGGCCUUUAAGUGCCAAGCGCCUCAUUUCCAAUACAAAAUGAAGACAUACGUGUUCUGGCAAUGAAUGUGUUUGAAAUCUAACAUAUCGACAACCUGUCAAUGUGGCAAUUGUGGCACCUUUAGGUUGUAAAUGGCACAUUUGUGCAUCCAGAGUCGGAGACCAAGAUGGCAGCGAUUUUGACAGCUCACACAGCGUGUCUGCCUCUAUAUAAUCUUAAGACUAAUGUACCGUUAAGCCACCUAACUGUAACUAUAAUCCAAAGUUUAACACGUUAAGCAACCUUUUUGGCGUUGCCCAAGUUUUAUGAAAAUGUUGAGCCUCAGUACUGCGGCAUUCAAAUCACAGCUACCUGCUAGCAUGAGUUGCGUUCUCGCCAGCGACUCCAUACAUCUGGCGCGACUUCAAGUAUGGACUCGCGCGCGAGAACGCAACUCAUGCUAGCCGGUCUGAACGAAGAUAAUUUGAGUUAGUUUUGGAUUAUUGUUAGUAAUGUAGUAAUAAAUAUAGGCAGCUACUUAUAAGUGUCAUAGUUGCAAUUGCCUCGUUUAGUAAUUUUGAUUUAGCAUACUAAUGUAGACAGCCCGUAAUUUCCUUGAAAUAGUUAAAAUAAACAAUAAAUAUAUAUUAUAAAUGUGAAAUGCAACUCUAUUAUUAUGGUGUUGUACAGUUAUGUACUAGGACUUUCUAAGAUAUUGUCAAAAUAUUUUUAUAUACAGAGGUAGAACUUUUUAUUUACGUUAUAACUAAAAUACUUAUGAAAGAGACUUUAUGCAAUUAUUGACAAGAUUUGAGUUAUUAGUUCUGUGCGGCAUGACAGAUUAUGAUUUGAAAUUUUGAAUAUUAGGUUAAGUAAAUAAAUAGAUAUAAGAGUAGAAGUUUUGUAAUUUUGUUCGAAAAUAAAUUCCUAUAUUUAUGAAUAAUGUACAA